This is a messenger RNA of Equus caballus (horse), 5546 nucleotides long. The record is from RefSeq and is a predicted model, not a curated record. NCBI's taxonomy places the organism in Eukaryota, Metazoa, Chordata, Mammalia, Perissodactyla, Equidae.
AGUUACCAUGUGACCUCUUUGCCAUGGCUCCACAUUGAAGGAAGAUAAGAAAAGCUGUGGAAGAUCUUAAAAUUUAGAUCUUGAAUAGGGUGGUCACCAUGUCUUUGAAGAUCCAGACAAGCAAUGUAACCAACAAGAAUGACCCAAAGUCCAUCAACUCUCGGGUCUUCAUUGGAAACCUCAACACAGCUGUGGUGAAGAAGUCAGAUGUGGAGACCAUAUUUUCCAAGUAUGGCCGUGUGGCCGGCUGUUCUGUGCACAAAGGCUAUGCCUUUGUUCAGUAUGCCAAUGAGCGCCAUGCCCGGGCAGCUGUCCUGGGAGAGAAUGGGCGGGUGCUGGCCGGGCAAACCCUGGACAUCAACAUGGCUGGAGAGCCCAAGCCCAACAGGCCCAAGGGGUUGAAGAGAGCGGCAUCUGCCAUAUACAGGAGCACAGCCAGGAUACAGAUGCGGAGGAUGGGGCCUUGCAGUAAGCAGCCUGACAGGAGCGAUGGCCACCGGCAGGAGAAGGGCAUGCACUGUACCAGGCCUCAAGCUGGGCACCCACGCCUGGAUUCCACCCCCAGCGGGUCCCAGAGGAGAGCUGGCAGCAGGCACCUCCUCCCCCACACAUCCCAGCCAGUGCCACAGCCUCUGCAGGUGGAGUUCUGGCCUUGUCUCCUCACGUACUCUCCCUGUCAGGACUGCCCAGGCCAGAGGGCAGAGCACAGAGGUUUCUCCACACUCUGCUUCCCCUCCCCAGGACACUCCCAGGCUUGGGUUUUUUCUAUAGGUUUGGAGAGGGGGAGCCACAGGGAGGGGACUCUGACAAUAAAGAGAUUGGAUCCCAACUUGCUCUGAGAUGGGAUGGUUUGUGUUUUCUGAAGAAGGUACCCUGGCUUUCUUGUCCAACCAGAGAUCAGGUCUGCUGUACCCGCUUCUGUUCGCUCCUUCAUUCCUCCCUUCCAGGGAGUGUUGUCUAGGGUGCCUAAUACUGAUCCGUCUGCGCCUUGGUUUCCACAAAUAACGUAGAGAUAAAAAUGGCCAGUAGGGUUAUUGGGGAGGGUCAGAUGUGCCAGUGCCUAUGAGAACACCUUGGUGGUUGAAGUGCCAAGCAGUUGUGACCCACUUGUCAGGCAGUAGUAGGUCUAGGUGUCAGCUUCUCUAAGUCUGAUCUUUCCCGGUUCUAAAAUGAUUCUACAACCUGCCGCUUCCUCCCCUUCUCUGUCCUGGUUUAGGGCACUGUGUUUUUUCACUCAGGCUUCAUCCACUCACCAGCUUCCCAACCUCCAGCUUCUCUUUGCCCUAUUUCCCACAGGCCAGUGGCCACCACAGUGUUAUUUCUGAAUCCUGUCCCUUCCCUGACUAACUUUUCACCAUCAGGACAGAAUGCCAGCUCCUAAAUGUGGGGUACAUGAUCCUACUUGCCCUGGCCUCUCCUGUCUUUUGCCCCCACCUCUCUUUCCUGACCCCUACACAAACCUUACACCACAGCCACACAAAACAAGCCCUUUGCUCUUAUAGGCAGCAAGAAUUAGAGCCUGUCUCCAGUCACUUCAAGCAAUAGGAAGUUGGUAUCAGGAUAUAUGUGGGCUGUCUGCAGAUAUCCUGGGCCACCUGUCUAGACAUUUGCUCUGUUCUCUAGCACCUGGCUAGGUUCCUUCAACGUCCACUUCUGUCUUAACUUCACCCCUUCCCCUUUAUUCCUCACCACAAAUUGAUCAAUUUCCCCAAUUGUAAGUCCCCAAGAGAGAAUCAACUUCCACAGCAAAUCUUUUUUAAUCACUCAUAGGUUAUAAGUACCCUCCCUGGUCCAGUGAACUGGAUGAUACAAGUGUGGCCACUUAGCCUAGUCUCAUUGGUAUGGUGCCGUGGGUGGGCAAGCACCCAGAAACAUGCUGUUACAAGCCUGGCAUGUACUCUUCUUGCUCCUACUUUCUCCACCUGGGAAGUAUCCACUCAUCAUUAAGCCACUGUUCUAGUGUCACCACCUCUGAGAAGUCUCCCCGACCGGCCCUAUUGCUCUUCGAGAAUUGUUUAUUCUCUCCUCUGGACAGCAUUCUCCAACACAGGGAAUGAAAUCCCAUCAUCAGAAAGGGGUUUGGGCUCUUCCUUCCAUCUUGACAUGUUCUUCAGGCCUGCUAGAAUCCUUAUUGAAAAUCCCCAAUUUCAAACCAACGCGUCUACAACAUAGCCUCCACCAAACCUCCGCCUGGGCUUUGGCUCCAGGUUUUGGUAGAGGAUGGAGCCUGGGCUUGGGACAGUGCUCAGUGCUCAGUCUCCCUAGGGAAGUCUUUGUUGUCUCAUGUCUCCCUCUCUGGGCAGCCCUCCUGCCUGCCAUUGGCAGGCCAGCAGUCUGAAGCCCAAGUGUGGCUCUGUGUUCCCAAGCUAUGCAUGAGCCUGACUAGCCAGCCCCAAGGCAGUCAGAGUUCUGGACCCACAGCUGAGCCAAAUACUCCCAUCCUUGCUUGGCCAUUACCUGUUGGUGUGAUUUGGAGCAAUAUUUCUGCCCCUUCGGAGCUUUAGCUGCCUAGUGAGAUCACAGUCCCCAUAUGUCUGCCUGCCAGGGACCCUAGGCAGCAAGGGGAGAAAGAGUAGAGUCUGAGGCUUUCAGUCUGAGAGAUCCAGACCUGGGGUGAAAAAUAGCCCUUGGAACUGGGCUGGGACCUGGCCCAACUUGGUCAAAACGAAAGGCUUCAGUCUGGAUAGGCUAAGAAGGUGUCCAGAGGAAGGGGCUAGGUCCACAGGGAGUGUCUCAUCCCUCCUUAAGAGCCCUUGGUGGAACAUACCCCUCCAGUUCCUGAACCUCUAAUCUUCCUUGCUGCCGAGCAGGUCAGAGCCCAGCUCUAGCAGACCCACUUGUAUACCUGGUCAGGUCUUCGUGUCCCCACCUAUUCAAGGACUUGGGCAAAGUCCAAAGAAGGGGUUUUGGAGCCUGAUGAACUUCACACUGAGAGCUGGCACUGUGUUCUUGUGUCCCCAGAGCCUAGUGCUCUGUGCACGUUGCACUGUAAUAACAUUCCCAGACUCUACAAGGCCCCACUCAGUAGUGCUUGACUGAGGCACUCACUUUUCAGAGCUUAGGGGACAGGUAGAACAGUGGGGGCCGUGGGCUUCCUUAGUAUGCUAAGCAUAGAGGGUCAUGAGAAGAACAGGGAAGACCCCUUCCAGGACAGGAAGCAUCUGCCCUACCCAGAGACCCUGCUUAAUCACCCUGGUGCCAGGACAUAUCCUGGACAGAGUGAGAAUGGAAUCCCCCUCCAGCACCCCAGAAAAGCUGCUGAACUACUAAAGCCCCUGGGAAAGCUCACAGUUGGCUCCUGAGCCUUGGGAGGUUCACAUCCACAAAAUCCUGUGUCCACAUGCCCACCCUCUCUGUCUUGGGUCAGGAAAGAUUUUCCAUUCCAUUGCUCAAUAGUUAUAAUUUUUGUGUCCAACCUCUGAAAACCAAAAGGAGAUGGUGAAGAAAUGUGAUACCAGAUUCUGCUCAAAGGACCAAUAUUCUCUAGAUGUUUUCAAGAUGUGAAGCCUUGUUUGUCGUCCUAGCAGCCAGCUUGAAGGAAUAUCCCAGCCAGUGCGUUUACUGGGUUGUGUGCUGCCAAUAAGGUUUGUGACCCUGGACAAGUCUUUCCUUAUCUGUAUGAGGGGUUGGCCAAAUCAGGGAUAGUAAAUGGGCCUUAUAUCAGUUCUUAACUGCUAACAAACCACCCUGAAAUUUAAUACCCUUAAUAAACCUUUGUUAGCUUCCUAUUCUUUGGCUUGGCAAUUUGGGCUGUGCUCAUCCAGGUGGUUCUUCUACUUAGCUGGACUCUCACAUGGCUGAAGUGAGCUGGCAGAUUGGCUGGGGGCUGCUUGGUUCCAGGUAACCUCACCCACUUGUCAAGUGGUUGACUGGGCAACAGGGGCAACUAGCCCACGUGUUUCCAGCAUCUAGCAGGCAAUACAGGCUAAGCCCCUAUACGCAAGUGUUCUUCAAGCUCCUGCUUGUGUCAUAUUUAUAAGGUCCCAGUGGCUAAAGCAAGUCGCAUAGCCAAGCCCCAAUUCCUCUUAAUUUGAGGAGCUUCAAAAUAAGGCCAUAAUUUGUUUUUAGUCUAUCUCAGGCCUCAUUUCACUUGCCAUUUCAGAACAUUUAGUAGCAGCUGCUGGAGUGCUUUUUGAGGAUUUGGAGCAGUCUUUAGUAUUAGGAAAUAGUAACAUGAUAAUUUGGACAUGUUUUUUAUGGGCAAGGAAUUGAAAUGUGGUUGUGUGAGUGUAGGUAUUAGCCAACCCUGGCCAGGUUAUAUUCUUUCCCAUAAGGACAUCAUAUACUAUUCACGGGGCCAUCUGACAAGACCACAGAAAUACAGAUGUAGAGCAGGGUGAAAGAUUCUGAGCCAGGCAUCCUGGGUUUGAAUCCCAAUUGGGCCGUUGAUUAACUUUGGACAAAUUAACCCCCCCCCCCCCCCCCGCCCGCCAUGGACACAUUCUUCAUAAUGGAGUUAUCCCAUAAUAACAAUAAACCGCUUCCUGGUGUAGUGUGAACUUUUGGUUACAAGUAAUAAAAACUGAACUCAAAUGUGCUUAAGCAGGAGAAAGUUUACUGUUUCACAAAUUGAAAAGUCCGGGGGUAGAUAUUCAGACCCAGGGCUUCAAGAACUGCCAUCAGAAAUUUCUCUAUUCCUCAGCUUUGCUUGCUCUGUUGAUGUCGUUCUCAGGCAGGUUCUAAGUGGUGGCAGAGGGUGGGCCACAGGGCCUGUGAGAGCAGAGGAGGAGAAGGGAGAAUCCCCAAAAGGAAAAUUUGAGUUCUAGUGCUGGAAGAAAGGAGGCUUGGGUUGCCAAAAGCUUCAGGUUUUCAUUAUGUGGUUGUGCCCAUUUUAUAGAUUUUGUAGAUGCUUCUAAAAAGGACAUGGCCCCAUUGGCAGAUGGAGUCUAUAUCCUCUCCCCUUUAUCUAGACUCUGUGGCUUUUUGAUCAAUAGAAUACAGUGAUGAUGGUGAUGCUAUCUAUACCAGUCUCCCAGUCCUGCUCUUAAGAACUAGCAGUUUCCACUUGUAUCUCGUGACCCAGCCACUCACUAUGCCCAGGCCACAUGGAGGGGCCAUGUGUACAUGUUCCAGCUGACAGCCAUAUCAGCUGUCAGACUUGAGUGAGGAGGCCUUCGAGUUGCCUCCAGCUAAGCCACUAGUCUGAUUGAGAACUUAGUAAGAACUGCCUAACUGACCCCAGUCAAAGCUCAGCACCAUGAGGGAUAAUAAAUGAUUGUUGUUGUUUAAGCCACUUAAGUUUGGAGUGAGUUGUUCUAUAUCAGUAGAUAACCAGAACACUAACAGACUCAAAGAGGUUAAGUAGCUUGCUCUACUUUAAGGGGACUGGGUUAAGAGUAUAGACUUUGUGUUGAACUGAGUUCCUUUCCACACUAUUUGUUGUUAAGCAAGUCACUUAAUCUCUCUGAGCCUCAUCUUCCUCAUCUGAAAAAGAAAGGAGCACAUCCUUAUUAUGACAAUAUUUAAUAAAUGAGAGCACUUACUAUUACCUAAUCCAGAUUCAGGUGAUUUUUCUCUUAAAAAAUAAAAGAGCAUAAUUUUCUUUA